AUGGGUAACCCUGUCGCUCCCAUAUUGGCUAAUCUUUGGAUGGAAUACUUUGAGGCGGAGGUAUUACGUCAAUAUAAGAAUAUCAUCAAAGUGUGGAAACGAAACGUUGAUGAAAUCUUCUGUAUCUUCACUGGGAGUCAACAGGAUAUUGAGCAAUAUAUUAGGGACCUAAACUCCAUUCAUGCAAAUAUGAAAUUUACAUAUAAAAUGGAAACAGAUAGAACUUUGGCAUUCCUGGGUAUCGAACUAUCGGUGCGAGCAGAUGGAACUUUGUCACAUGGCAUUUACUGGAAAUCUACAGCUGCAGGCAGGUUCCCAAAUGCAACAUCGCAUCAUCACCCCCGCCUCUUGCAAUCUAAAAUCACAUCAUUGAAAAACAGAUUACACGACCUCUGUGACUCUGAACAUUUAGAACAAGAAUUGGACAACUUGUCUAAGGUGCUGCCCAAAAAUGGAUAUCACAUGAAUAGGCGUUUUAAACAACUAAAGAAAUGUGGACAACCUCAGGGAAAAACACGACCAAUUUACUUGCCAUACAUUCAGGGAGUGACUGAUAAGAUCGGGUCGCUCUUAGUAAGGAAAUAUUCGAUACCUACAAUAUAUCAAUCGGGAACAAAAAUCAAACAAUUACUAAGCAAACCAAAGGAUGACUUACGGUUACAAAAACCGGGCAUCUACAAAAUAAAUUGUAGCUGUGGAAUGUACUACAUUGGACAAACGCGACGAACCAUAGCCAAGAGAUUCAAGGAGCACAAAGCAGCUUUAAAAAAUAAAGAAAUUGAAAAGACAGCUGUAGCUGAACACGUACUUGAUUCAGGCCCUGGUCACUCGAUAGAAGAUCGUGUAGAAGUUAUCUCUAAUGAUCCCUGUGAUCGUUCAAGACGUAUACGAGAAGCAAUUGAAAUCAGGAAACGUAAGCCGUUUACAUUCAAUCGGGUAGGUGGGUUAAAAUUAUCAGGCAAAUGGGACCAAGUGAUUGAGAAAAUAAGCCUUAAGAAGAUUAAUAAUAUGGACACUGAUAGUCUAGAAUAUGAAGGUAUACAGCCUGUACAACAGCGGUACGCACUCGAGUCCGUGGAAAACAAACUAUUUUAA
Messenger RNA from Spodoptera frugiperda (fall armyworm), 1095 nucleotides. RefSeq lists its product as uncharacterized. The record is from RefSeq and is a predicted model, not a curated record. The coding region runs from base 1 to 1095 and encodes 364 amino acids. NCBI's taxonomy places the organism in Eukaryota, Metazoa, Arthropoda, Insecta, Lepidoptera, Noctuidae. The transcript has a single exon.